UUGUUAGAUUUUUGUUAAUGAUAAUAGAGUUUCUAUUCUAUCUCAGUCUUUUUAUAAAACGUUGCAUUAAAAUUUGAUUGUUGAUGCUUCGGAAUCAACGUUUUGUAAGGAAAAGCCACGAAAUCGAAUUGCCGAAAAAGCCAAUACACGAAAGGUUAUCGACGGGCGAUCGACGGCUCUCAGCGUGGAUGUGAAAAAAUGGCGGGUUGUUCGAAAUGGCUCCUUGUGGAACACCAAUUUUCUCUGUUUGACUGGAAAUAACCAAAAAAUCCGUUCCAAAACCRCAAGAAAAUUAUGAAUUUCUCCGAGCUAUUUAAGCAGUCCGGUCAGCUCUGUAAAUUUUCUCCGAAUGGGAGAUACUUGGCCAAUUGUGUUGGGUACCGACUUAUCGURCGAGAUGUUCAAACCCUUCAGAUUUUGCAGCUAUAUACCUGCCUUGAUAAUAUCCAAAAUAUUGAGUGGUCAUCUGACUCCCUGUAUAUUAUGUGUGCUAUGCAUAAAAGAGCCCUUAUUCAGGUAUGGUCAUUGGAAAAGCCAGAUUGGACUUGCAAAAUAGAUGAGGGGUCUGCGGGACUUGCUGGUGCACGAUGGAGUCCUGAUGGAAGACAUAUUCUAACUACAGCUGACUUUCAGCUAAGAAUCACCAUAUGGUCUUUAGUAAGCAAGUCUGUUAGUUAUAUCAAAUACCCAAAACAUGCCUCUGAAGGUCUUGAUUUUAGCAGAGAUGGUAAAUACAUGGCUUUAGCUGAAAGAAGAAAUUGUAAAGAUUUUGUCAGCAUUUUUACAUGUGACUCAUGGCAACUCUUAAAGCAUUUUGAAGUGGAAACAAAAGACCUUGCUAGUCUGUCGUGGUCACCUGAUGGUAGGGUUCUUUGUAUAUGGGACUCUAUUACACAAUAUAAGUUAUUUCUGUAUUCUGUGGAUGGACGGUGUCUAGCCUAUUACAGUGCAUAUGAGUUUGCUUUGGGUAUCAAAACUGUCACAUGGUCUCCGUCUAGUCAGUUCUUGGCUAUAGGAAGCUUUGACCAAAAGUGCCGAGUGCUCAAUCACAUCACUUGGAAAGUAGUUGCAGAACACAAUCAUCCUAACACACUUGACACAGAAACAGUGGUUGUUUACAAAGAGAUUGAAGUCAAACCUCCUUUACUCCAAGGUGACAUGAUGCCUCCUGGAGGAUUUACUGUCCAAAGCAAAUAUCAAAUUGAGCAGGUUCCUGUUCAAGUACCAUCUGUCAAACUUGACCCAGAGAAACACAACCCAAAGUUGGGUAUUGGAUAUAUUUCAUUCAGCAAUGACAAUAAGUACAUGGCAACUAUAAAUGAUAAUAUGCCAAAUGUCUUGUGGAUAUGGGAUGUUCCCAAUCUUUGUCUGGCCGUUCUCCUUUUGCAGUCAAACCCAAUAAAAGCUGUUUAUUGGGAUCCUUUACAGCCUCGUCUUGCUCUCUGCACUAAUAACAACAAGCUGUAUUUGUGGUCACCUGCUGGGUGUGUUUCUGUUGUUAUCCCAUCAGAAAAUGUAUUUCAAGCAACGUCACUAAAAUGGCAUCCAGAUGGCAAUAGUUUGGUGAUUCUCAGCAAGGACCACCUCUGCUUGUGUUUCUUAUCUGAUGUUCACUGAUCUUUAGCAGCAAGAUCUUGAAGUAUGUACUAAACUAUAGCAAUGAAGUCUAGUUUAUGCUACACUGUAUUCAUAACAGUAGUUUCAUUUAUGCAAUGACAGCACAUUUGCUGUUCUAGUGCAGACAUUUAAACCUUGAGAAGUACACUGAUAACCAAAUUGUGCUAAAAGCUCUAAAACGUUUUGUUGAUUAGACUAGUAAAUAAAGGAUUCAGUAGUAUAACUA
Exaiptasia diaphana is the source of this 1843-nucleotide messenger RNA. RefSeq names its product WD repeat-containing protein WRAP73. Gene Ontology annotation, biological process: mitotic sister chromatid segregation; protein localization to mitotic spindle pole body; microtubule anchoring at mitotic spindle pole body. The coding region runs from base 295 to 1617 and encodes 440 amino acids. Lineage: Eukaryota; Metazoa; Cnidaria; Anthozoa; Actiniaria; Aiptasiidae. The record is from RefSeq and is a predicted model, not a curated record. The transcript is spliced from 14 exons. Gene Ontology annotation, molecular function: protein binding. Gene Ontology annotation, cellular component: MWP complex; microtubule organizing center; mitotic spindle.